Dalotia coriaria is the source of this 2418-nucleotide messenger RNA. RefSeq lists its product as uncharacterized. The record is from RefSeq and is a predicted model, not a curated record. The transcript is spliced from 3 exons. Gene Ontology annotation, molecular function: RNA helicase activity; RNA binding; ATP binding. Bases 354 to 2297 code for a protein of 647 amino acids. Lineage: Eukaryota; Metazoa; Arthropoda; Insecta; Coleoptera; Staphylinidae.
UCAAAAUUUCCGUUAAUGAAACAAGAUUACAACAAAACUAAUUCUUAUCACAAUUUAUACCAACAGUAAUUCUGAUUUGAAAAGAAUUUAAUAAUAUUUUGUUAGCGAGACGAUUCUAACCCUAGAAAGUGAACGAAAAGUACAGUUCAAGAAAAACUGCACGCGUUGAAGGUGGUAAAUCGCGAAUUGCGGCACAUUUUAGCUAUUCAUUAGAAAUUUUACAGCAUUCGCGAAAUAAAAGUUGAUCUGUCCAUCUGACAACACAACUGACAACACUUGACUGUUUGCCAAUUAAUAAUUGCAACAAAAAAACAGCACGCGAAAUAUUUAGAUUCAGAUAAAUAAGAUUUCCAAUGGCAUACCAAGCACAACCGCAUGGAAAUGCACCAAAACAGCCUGAGAAAGACAAUGAUGAUGGAUGGUGUGAGGACAACAACUGGGAUGAUGCCAUCCAGUUUGAGGAACAGAUGAAAGCUCAAUUUGCAGCUGUGGCCCAAAAUGGCAGCAGUGCCAAUGCAGACAACACCACAGAUGAAGCUGAUGAUGACGGUUGGAACCUGGCUAGUAGUGUCAAAAAGAUGUCCAUCAACAAAUCAGACACUUCUGGCUGGACCAAGAGAAGAGAUUACAACUGGAGAGAAAAAGGUGGAGGUGCCAAUAGUGGCGCUAGAGGCUUUGGCGGAGGUAGAGGUGGAGCACGCCCAAGAUAUAACAACCACAAUGCAAACACAAAAAAACCGCAAACACCCGCUGAGCCGCUGCUUAUCCUCGAAGGAGAAGCGGCUCGCAAGUGGAUAGAGGAUCAGCGCAUCAAAGCAGCCGAGGAAUGGUCUAAAGUCGACUACAAAGCAAUGUUAGCCGAAAGCGACAGAGUCGCAGCUGAAAAAUGGGCGAAAUACCCACCAAUCACCAAAGAUUUAUACAAAGAACACCCUGCUGUGGCGAAUAUGACUCCGCAUGAAGUCGAAAAGUUUCGUGAAGAAAACAACGGGAUCACUGUUCAGAUACCGCCAGGUGCCCCUGAGCCUGCUGAAGAAGUAGUCUUCCUGAACCCAAUCCCCGCUUUUGAAUACGCCUUCAUCAAUUGGCCUGACAUUCGCCAGCUGCUAUUGAAUACAGGCUUUCAAAAACCAUCGCCGAUACAGGCGCAAGCAUGGCCGUUGAUUCUCAAAGGACACGACAUCAUUGGCGUUGCACAAACCGGCUCGGGGAAGACUCUUGCCUUCCUACUUCCUGCUUAUGCGCAUCUCAUGAGCCAACCACGACAGAGAAGAGUCCCUGGGGCGAGUAUCCUCAUCAUGGCACCGACUAGAGAAUUAGCUCUGCAGAUUAAUGAAGAAGUGUUGAAAUUCAAGUGUUGCAACAUCAAUUCAGUUGUGGUCUAUGGUGGCGCUGAUCGCAACGAUCAAAUCCGACAAAUCAAACAAGGUUGUAACAUUAUCAUUGCCACACCAGGAAGACUGGAUGAUCUCGUCACAGCCGGCCAUAUUGAUAUUACCUCUGUAACUUACGUUGUUCUCGACGAAGCUGAUCGCAUGCUGGACGCUGGUUUUGAAGCAGUCAUCCGCCGCACCAUGUAUAAAAUCCGUCCGGAUCGUCAGACCAUAAUGACGAGCGCAACAUGGCCGGAUGGCGUACGCAGACUCGCCAACAGUUACAUGAAGAACCCUCUGCAGGUAAUCGUCGGCACAUUGGACCUGACAGCCGUCGCAACCAUCGCGCAGUCGUUUGUCUUCCUGAAUGAUGACGACGCGGAAGAAAAACUAGUGCUGCUCUUGGACUUUGCUAGAUGUCACAAGAACCAGCCCAAUUUAAAGGUGGUGGUGUUCUGCUCAACUAAAGCACGUGCCACUUACAUUUCCACCGAACUGGCAAUGAACGAUGUGUUCGCAUAUUGCUUACGCGGGGAUAUGGACCAAUCCGAUCGCGAGCUCGCGCUUGAAGUGAUCAAGAACGGCGAGACGCAGUACCUGAUCGCGACGGAUGUCGCCUCGCGCGGGAUUGAUAUCCCCGAUUUGACGCAUGUGAUCAAUCUGGAUUUCCCACGUGAUAUUGAAGAAUACGUGCAUCGUAUUGGACGCACAGGCAGGGCUGGCAAGACCGGUAAAUCCGUGACGUUCAUGUGCUUCAAAGACAGCAAACACGCAAAGGCGCUGAUUAAAAUACUGGAGAAGGCUGAGCAGAUUAUUCCUGCUGAGUUACACAGAUAUGUUGUGAAGCAUGAGAGAUACAUGGAGCGGCGUCGUAUGGAGGGUACUGCACGACCUCCACGAUCACGCUACAGUGAUGGCUUCUAAAUGACUGACAUUUACUUUUUUCUACAAGUAUUUUUUGAGAAUUUCAGGUUAUUUUAUCUUUACAAAGAAUCUUGUUUAUUUUUUAUUACUUUUGUAUAAAUAAAUGCGCGUUUUAAUGAUA